AUGGCUACAACCACCGAACCCCUCGCCUCCCAAGCCCGAUCCCUAUACCGCGCAAUCCUCCGCGAACUCCCUCGCCGCCCGCUCUCGUCCCCCUCACCGCUCAAGCAACGACUGCGCAGCGAAUUCCGCUCCUCCUUCACCGGUUCAUCCCAAGAAGAAGAGAAGCUCCUCCACCGCCGGCUGCAAGAGACGGAGCAGUUUGUCCGGUACGCGCAGGCCCAACGCAUGUACACGACGCUGCUGGACCGGUACUAUCCGGGGAUCAAUCUCGAUGAGCAGGAGAGGAUCCGGUUGACGGCGAGACGGGUGGGGAUGGAUUUGCCGGUCGUGAAUGAGAAUGGAGGGGAAGAAGACGAUGACGGGGAAUGA
Molecule: messenger RNA, 369 nt
Organism: Rasamsonia emersonii CBS 393.64
Lineage: Eukaryota; Fungi; Ascomycota; Eurotiomycetes; Eurotiales; Trichocomaceae
Exons: 2
Coding region: 1-369 (122 amino acids)
Biological process (GO): mitochondrial proton-transporting ATP synthase complex assembly
Cellular component (GO): mitochondrial matrix
Source: RefSeq, a predicted model, not a curated record